GUCCCUUUUGUCUUGGCCAAUCUCCCUUAGUGGCUCACUGCCAUCAUCUCCUUGGGAGAAGAAGAAGAAGGAAGGUUUGGAACGCAAUAUUUCUUGGCGACUAAUCAUUGGAAAGCGAUGCGAUCGUGCAGCAGUGCAAUUUGCGUGCACUGUAGGAAGGACAAAACGGCCGGACAGGCCACACGACGCAAACACCAGGUGUCACCUUGUGAAAAUUCAAGAUCCAUUGUAAAGAAUCUCCUCCUAGCGGUACUCAGUCUCCAAAUUUGCCUGCUGAUAUCCUUCGCCUAUGGCGUUGGCCGUAUUCCAAUAAGGAUAUUUCCAAAGAAAAUCAACGUACUCAAGCCAGUCAAGCCUGUCGUUACAGGGUAUGCCGUUCACACGAGUGCAUGUCAAAUACCAGACUUUGAUCCACUUGACAUGUCCAUAGCCCAUUUUUACAGCACAAGCCAAUACUACAACUGUUCCAAAUACCCCGACCCUUCGUUUAUUGAACAAGAGGGAAGAACGCUUUCUAUCAACGCUGAUAUUUUGAGAAAUUUUUACAAUAGUACUCCCGAGAAGGUACGCUGUAGCUAUCAGUACUUCAGAAUGAAUAAUUCCAUACAUCAGGCCGACUUCAUCGCCUUUGGUUACAAUAAGCCUACAUUACACUUCGGAAGACCAUUAGUCCACGAAUAUAUCAAGGUGCAAUGCCAAUUGGAAAGGAACAAGACGUACAAGGAAUUUUUUAUGAUUCCACUACUAAAGUCGUCCGUGGAGCAGCGCUGCAGGAAGAGAUUGAGGCGGACAAUACAGGGCAACGAUGUUAGCUUAAGUAUCCUAUUCCUCGGCGUGGACAGCGUUUCGCGGCUGAAUUCAAUGCGCCAGCUACGGUUUUCCAGGGAAUAUCUAUUCAAGAACUUCCAACCAGUAGAACUGUUUGGGUACACGAAGGUGGGAGACAGUUCUUUCCCUAACCGAUUCGCAAUGCUAGCCGGCGAGGUAUUUCCGGAGACCUCAGACAUUUGCAUAAAAGGUCUCUUUAAUAACGUGAGUUGGGUGUGGGAUAUGUAUUCGGAUCUUGGCUACAGGACACUAUUCUUAGAAGAGGACCCUCAUGGUGGACUAUUCACCUAUCGAUGCGAGGGAUUCCAGAGACAACCGACCGACUACUACCCCAGGCCGUUCAUGCUUGGAAUAGCGCUUGGAGGACCCCCUUACGACAGACCUUGUUUGGGGCAACGGAUUGAGACAGACUUGUACCUUAGCUACGUUUCAUCGCUGCUAGCUCUUUUUAAAAAUCGACCGUCGUUCAGUUUCACGUGGACAAGCGUUCUUUCACACGACUACUUCAACCAUGCUGGAUACACCGAUAUCUCACUUCGGCAGACGUUCGAAGCGCUCACGAAAUCGGGCGUGAUGAACAAGACACUACUAAUAUUCCUCUCCGACCACGGCCUGCGCUAUGGCAAGACUCGUAGGACCAUAAUGGGACAUUAUGAGGACCGUCUACCGUUCUGCCUUCUCAUGUUUCCACCGGCUUUCCGUGCAAGAUAUCCCGAACUUAUGAGGAACCUGGAAUUAAACCAACACAGGCUAACAACGGCAUUUGACAUUCAUGCCACGGUUGUGGAGCUGGCACAUCUUUCACGAACCAGCAAGAACAGGGAGUUCCGAACGGAGCACGGGUUGAGCUUGCUUCACGAAAUCCCUGAGAACAGGACCUGCGAGGAGGCAUCAAUAGAUCCUUAUUACUGCUGCUGCCACGAGCCGGAGGAAGGUGACGUAAAGGAGAGUGUAAAUGUAAUCAUAGCGAAAUUCAUCGUAUAUACCAUUAACGAAUGGUUGAGAAGAGACGCUCCUGGAAUGUGCAGAAACCAUAGCUUGAAAGAAGUCACCAACGUGCGAAAAAACUCUGUAUUGACGAACAAAGGUAAUAAGUAUUAUUGGAUUACGAUCGUAACGGACCCUGGGCAAGCAAUUUUGGAAGGUUCUGUAAGCGUUUCAAGAGAAGGCAAUAUGACUUUGGAGAAGCUUGCACGAUUAGACAUGUACAGGAAUCAGUCGUAUUGUUUGAGUUCAACGUCUGUGGAGCGCUAUUGUAUAUGUAUAUGAGAAAGUGAGAAAGAACUUUCAUCAAGAGAAAUAUCUGUUUGAAUAAAUACCCGAACUCCAGAGGCUAA
This is a messenger RNA of Ornithodoros turicata, 2165 nucleotides long. RefSeq lists its product as uncharacterized. The record is from RefSeq and is a predicted model, not a curated record. The coding region runs from base 118 to 2097 and encodes 659 amino acids. Lineage: Eukaryota; Metazoa; Arthropoda; Arachnida; Ixodida; Argasidae. The transcript is spliced from 2 exons.